Molecule: messenger RNA, 2295 nt
Organism: Rotaria sp. Silwood1
Lineage: Eukaryota; Metazoa; Rotifera; Eurotatoria; Philodinida; Philodinidae
Source: the annotation of a GenBank genome assembly
AUGGAUAGAUUAAUGGAAUACACUCAUACUAUGUCGAAUUUUGAUUCUGUUUACAAUAUUUCCCCCAAACUUAUUCAUCAAUCUACAACGUAUAUUCCUAUAUCUUCAUCAAUAACUUCGUCAAUACUUUCAAAUAGAUCAUCAUCACCAUUAUUUCGUCGUUGUCAAUCUCCUCCUUUGAGACGACCAAUAUUAACUGAAUCAGGUCCAAAAUUUAAUUUUGAUUUAUAUAAAAGGGAUCAAAAUGAUGAUCAAUUUGAUAAGGAUUCUUUAUCUUCUUAUCGUUCGUUAUCGCCAACUUCUUCUAGAAUAAUUUAUCAUCAUCCAAUACAUUCUCCUCGAUCAUCUUCACUUUCUAAUUCAUAUGCACUAUCCAAAUUACAACAAAUUAAUGAUGAAUUAUGUCAGACACUUGCUCAAACAGAAUUAACUGAUCGAUCACCAGUACAUUAUCAUAUCCAUCAUUAUCCAUUAUCUCAACAUUCACCUAAAAAAUAUCGUUCUCGAUCAAUAAGUGAAGAACGUUCAUCGUCAACUGAAUUAGAAGUGUCACCAAAAAUACACAAAGCUCGAGUUACAUACAAAAUUCAUAUUCCACGACGACAUCAACAAUCUUCUCGUCAUAGGUCACCAGCAGAUGUUUAUUCCAAUGAUGAGCCGAAGUUUGUUGAUUUAUAUCCAACACGAGAUCAAGGUUUCGUAAAGCAGAUAAGAAAAAAUUCAGACAAUCAAAGUCCAUGGAUUGUAAAUGGUACGUCAGUUCGACGUUAUUCUUAUUCUGAUACAAAUACAUCACAAGUAUCCGAAACACCAAGAGGACCAUACUAUGGUGAUAAACCAAUUAAAUCACAUCGUCGAUCGGUUCGUGGCAAAGAACGUCCAUCAUCGAGUUCACGUUAUCAAUCACCUCCAGUUACAUCUCGUAAUCGUCCUGAUUCUGCUCCAUUUUAUGCAUCAGAUGAACAUCAAGAAUCGAAUGCUUCUUUUUCUAAUACUCUACCUAUCCGACGACCGAAUAGUUCUAUUAAACAAUCAGAACAUAUUGAUUCUCGUAUUCCAUCGUCAAAAUCUAAAUCAUCACUACAUGAAACUUCUCGAAAUUCAACUGACGUCAUGCAUAAAACAAAACAUAUUCGUACAUAUGAUCCUCAUAAUGAAUCAUCUUCAUCCAGAACACGUAGACCUAUAUGGCAUCCUUCAUCAAAAACUGUUUCUGGAAAGCCACCAAAAUAUUUUGAACUUUCUUUAAAAUCAGAGUACGAUGUACCAACUGGAAAACGUAUCAUUGAUGAAACAGAAUCAGAACCAGUAUCUCAACGAAAAACAGUAUCAAAUCGAACAAAAACUCGUCAUGAAGAUUCAAACCUUAAAAAACGUAAUGCUACUGUUGACAAUCAAGUAAAAUCAGCAUGGGAACCAACAGUGAAUGGUUUAUCAAAAUCAACUGUCAAAGAACCUAAACCAUCAACAACUACAAAUGCUGAUCAAAAUUCUUCACAUAAUGAAUCAACAAAACCAAUGAUUGAGCCAACAUCAAAAAAUCAAAAAACAGUAGAUAAACAUGAUGAGAGUAUUCAAGUUUCCUUUGAAAAUGAAUCAACAACAUCAGAACGAUCAAAAAAUCAAGACUCAUCUCAUCCAUCACCUAGCAUAGAAAAGCCACCAACGCCACAACCACCAAGAAAACCAUCAACUGAACUUCCAAAAACAACUGACGGUGCAUUAAUACGUAAAAAUAAUACAAAUAAUAUUCAUGAUGAAAAUCAGCCAUCUUUACCUACAGCCGAUGCUAAUAAUAAUAAUAAAAUUACUGAUAACAAGGAAGAAAAAUCCGAUAGUCAAAAUGAACAACCAAGAUUAUCACCAAGUUCUUCACCUAAAAUUUCCACAUCUAAACGAAAAACCCCAUCACCAAAAUCAAAUAAUAAAAAUGAUGAACUAAUAAAUGAUAAUGAUCGUGAUGAAAAUGAUGAAGAAGUUGCAAAUAGUUUUGACGUUAAUAAAUGGCUUGAUGAUGCAUCAAAAGCUAUCUUAGGUCCUUCACGAAAAGAUGAUACUGUUAUUCCUUCUCAACCACUUCCAAAACCUACAGUAAAAAGUCCACCUCGUCGAAAACAACCAUCACCAUCACGAUCUUCUGAAGCUUCAGAUCAAGAUUUAUAUAAUCCUCCAUUUGGUCCAAAGAGAAAAAAUCAACAACCAGCUAUUCCUCCUCCACCACCACCUCAACCAACGACAACAACAACUACAACAACAGCAGGUGAAACAAAUGAAGUUGAUGAUUUUUUUAGUUAA